CCCCAAUUUGUUAAGGGAGAUAUUCAUUAUAAUCGAUAAUAUAUUGCACAAUUUUCAAGUGAUUUUAAUAUUGAUUUUAAUCUAGAAACAAAUUAUAUCCAUAUUAUCGAAAAUGUUUACUAGAUUUGGUGCCAAAGCUGUUUAUGUUGCUGGUUCUCAAGCCAGAAACUAUGCUACUUUACGUGAAAUUGAAACCCGUUUAAAAUCUAUUAAAAACAUUGAAAAGAUUACCAAUACCAUGAAGGUUGUUGCUUCUACUCGUUUGAAUAAAGCUCAACGUGCAAUGACUACUUCAAGAGUUUACACUUCUGGUGAAAAAGAGUUUUAUGAAAAUGCCGAAACAGCUGCAUCAACUUCUGAAUCUCCAAAAGCUUUAAUAAUUUCUGUUUCAUCAGAUAAGGGAUUAUGUGGAUCAAUUCAUUCUCAAAUCGCUAAGGCAACUAGACUUCAAUUGAAGGAAUAUCCUGAUGCUGAUAUUGUUGCUGUUGGAGAAAAAAUCAAAUCUCAAUUAACCAGAACCCAUCCAGAGAAUUUGAUUUUAGCUAUUAGUGGUGUUGGUAAAGAAACUCCAAAUUUUACCGAAGCCACAUUAAUUGCCGAUGAGAUUUUAAAGGAAACCAAAGGUAAAACCUACGAUAAUAUUCAAAUCUUAUAUAACAAGUUUGUUUCUGGAGUUUCAUUUGAAGCCACUGCCAAACCAGCAUUUACUCCUGAAUCUGUUUCAAAUUCACCCAAAUUGACAUUGUUUGAGCUUGAUGCUGAUUCUAAUAUUCCAGCUAGUUUCAGUGAAUUUUCAUUAGCCAAUGGUAUUUACAGUGCAAUGGCCGAGGGAUAUGCAUCAGAGGUUUCAGCCAGAAGAAAUGCUAUGGAUAAUGCAUCAAAGAAUGCUGGUGAUAUGAUUAGUAAAUACUCUAUUCUUUAUAACAGAACUAGACAAGCAGUUAUCACUAAUGAGUUGGUUGAUAUUAUUACUGGUGCUUCAUCAUUAGAUUAAGCAAUUAGUUAAUUAAUUAUUAAUUAAUUGAUUGAUUAACUAAAUAACAAAAAAACAGCAAAAAGGGUCGUAAUGAUUUUUUAUACAAUAAUAACAAUAAUAAUGAUUUUACGCAAUAAUUUAUAUAUAUAUAUAUAUGUAUAAAUUUUUAAAGAAAUUUUUUCAAUAUUCAAAUAAAUAUUACUAUUAAACCAAAAAGUAUUAGG
Ascoidea rubescens DSM 1968 is the source of this 1200-nucleotide messenger RNA. It is a transcript of the gene ATP3, whose product is annotated as F1F0 ATP synthase subunit gamma. Bases 113 to 994 code for a protein of 293 amino acids. Gene Ontology annotation, molecular function: proton-transporting ATP synthase activity, rotational mechanism. Lineage: Eukaryota; Fungi; Ascomycota; Saccharomycetes; Ascoideales; Ascoideaceae. The transcript has 2 exons. The record is from RefSeq and is a predicted model, not a curated record. Gene Ontology annotation, biological process: proton motive force-driven ATP synthesis.